This is a messenger RNA of Monomorium pharaonis (pharaoh ant), 3914 nucleotides long. RefSeq lists its product as uncharacterized. The coding region runs from base 1 to 1779 and encodes 592 amino acids. The transcript has 2 exons. Gene Ontology annotation, molecular function: nucleic acid binding. The record is from RefSeq and is a predicted model, not a curated record. NCBI's taxonomy places the organism in Eukaryota, Metazoa, Arthropoda, Insecta, Hymenoptera, Formicidae. Gene Ontology annotation, biological process: DNA integration.
AUGAUAAUUCUACACUGGUUAAAGAGAUCACCCGACGCGCUCAAGGUAUUUGAAUCAAAUCGUGUUAGAGAAAUUCAAGAAAUCUGUAGAGACGCCGAAUGGCGACAUGUUAGAUCGGAAAACAACCCGGCCGAUGCCCUAUCACGUAGCCAACUUCCGCGAGAAUUUUUGAGAAACAAAUCUUGGUUUAACGGACCAUCAUGGCUCAGACGAUCCGAAAACAACUGGCCAACAUCCCUCGAAGUUCCGAUUAAAGAAUUACCUGGUUUAAAGAAAGGCAUAUGUUUAAUUUCGCAAACUUACUCAGAUGACAUUUUUCUAAGAUUUUCAUUCUACACGCGAAUGAUUCGAACUAUCGCGUAUUGCUUACGAAUGUCACCAUCAAAACGGGCUAAAGGCGCGCUAUCAAUACAGGAAAUAAUAGAAGCCGAAACCCGAAUAUUACAGAUCAUCCAAGGAACGCGAUUCGCGGACGAAAUCAAACGCAGAUCGAAUUCGAAGGAAAUAAAGGGCACAAGAUUAGCGUCAUUAAAUCCGAUAAUCGACAAUAACAAAUUACUUCGCGUCGGCGGCAGGCUGCAGAAUGCAAACAUUCCUCUUGCACAAAAACAUUCGAUAUUGUUACCUUCACAUCAUCAUGUAACAGAUUUAAUUAUUCGCGAGACCCACGAGAAAAAUCAUCAUCCGGGCAUUCAAUCCACCCUAUAUACAAUUCGCCAUCGGUUUUGGCUUCUCGACGGAAAAAAUCAAGUACGCAAAAUCGUUCGACGUUGCGUACGCUGCAUUCGAUUUCGCGCAACACCCGUAGAAUAUAAAAUGGCAAAUUUACCGAAAGCCAGAGUCGAAGAUAACGUCACCCCAUUUCAUCAUACGGGCGUUGAUUUUUUUGGUCCCAUGUUUAUCAAGGAAAAGAAAUAUCGAAAUCGAAACCGCAUAAAAGUAUACGGCUGCGUGUUUAUUUGCAUGUCGGUAAAAGCCGUGCACAUCGAGAUCGUCAGCGAUCUCACAACAGAAGCGUUUCUCGCAGCGUUAAAACGAUUCAUAGGACGAAGAAGUAUACCCGCUCACAUUUAUUCAGACAACGGGACUAAUUUCGUAGGCGCGAACAACCAAUUACGCGAAUUAUACGCAUUAUUCAAAUCCGACGAGUUUAAAACACAAAUUGACGAGUUUGCCACAUCCAAGAAAAUUUCUUGGCACUUCAAUCCACCACUUUCACCUCAUUUCGGAGGCAUAUGGGAAGCGGCAGUCAAAUCGUUUAAACACCAUCUAAAACGAGUAGUAGGCGAUCGUUUAUUCAUAUACGAAGAAUUAAACACCUUGGCAAUAGAGAUUGAGGCUAUAUUAAAUUCAAGACCUCUGUGUCCGAUAUCCACCGAUCCAAAUGAUCCUAUAGCAUUAACACCCGCUCAUCUGCUAGUAGGGCGACCCUUCACGAUGCUGCCGGAAAAUGAUUAUACGUCUGUUCCAGAAAAUCGCCUAACAUCCUGGCGAUUAAUAACCAAGGCCCGCCAGGAUUUUUGGAGCAGGUGGCAUAUUGAAUACCUUAACGAGUUACAAAAACGGCAGAAAUGGAUUGGUUCCGACACCGGAUUACAACAGGACGCGGUGGUUAUCCUAAUUGACAAGGACCAGCCGUGUAUGCGAUGGCCGCUGGGGCGUGUUGUGGAAACUCACCCCGGAAAUGACGGCAUGAUCAGAGUCGUUACCGUCAAGACGGCUCAAGGAACCUUCCAACGCAACGCUAAACUAAUUUGUCCGCUGCCAAAUGUUUCGUGAUUCGAUAUUAUAUUCGAUAUUAUUAUAUUCGAUAUUAUUAUAUUCGAUAUUAUUAUAUUCGAUAUUAUAUUAUUCAAUAUUACUACAUGCGAUCACCUUGCUCACAAAUUGGAUAUGCGCUUAUUUUGAUCGCUACACUCUCAAGAGGGGGAGGAUGUUCCGCGUAUUUUUAUUUUAUUCUAAUUUAUUUGCGGAACAAACAAUUAACUUUAUUUUGUAACAAACAAUUAUUUAGUUGGUCGAAUUCAAUUAUUUUAUUUUUCUUUCGUGACCGAUGUAACUGCGCGCAUGAGGCGACAUGAUGGGUGAUGGCGCGCGUAUCGGACGGUCGAUGAGAGCAGUCAAUAUCGACUCGAGAUAUAUCGAUUCUACGCGAGGGUCGACGAUUUAGCCGAGAUUCGGAAGCGCCGCGAGAGGGGAUAAAUAGAAGGGCAAGGGCCCGUUUCACUUCACUUCUUCCGUGUACGCGAUCGCGAUUAUACCUUUAUCGCGAGUGAAUCUGUGCAAUCGAUAUUCGGUCAAGAGCGCGAAUUACCUCACAGGGGUUUAGAGUCUUUUCACACGUAUAUUUCUAUUUUAUUAGUUAAGUGAGCAAGGUGUUCAUAUACGGGGCUUCGGCCCAUUUAAGGGAAUAUUUCCCGACUUGUCUUCACCCGAAAAUGGAAGACCACAUGCGACUCAUAUACGAAUAAUUUCAUAUACGAUUUAUACGAUUCGGGGCCCCGAUAAUUAUAGUGGUACUACGACAUGCGAUCUUCAUGAUCUAUACGAUUAUACGUACAAUACGACAUAUAUGAUCUUCAUGAUCUACCCGAUUAUACGUCUCACUUAAUACGACUUCCACAAAUUUUGUCUAUUUGGGGUUUUUAUGCCGCAAGGCUUUUCCCCACGAGCCAAUAAAUCUUUUAAAAUAUUGGCUCAAAAAUACGCAUUUUUAUUUAACAUUUCCAUUCCUAUCCGAAACCACGAGAUCUCUCCACAAGGAGCGGUUUCGACCCUACAAAAAUCAAUAUGCAUAUACGCAAGUCACAAGUGGCUGUUUGCGACUUCUGUAGACAAGACUUUAUACUUCGUCUACAAUAAGUCGUUAGUCGUUGGUUGUAAGAAAUCUAGCCAAUAACAGUUAAUCUUAGAGAAAAAUAAACAAACAUGAUUGGUUAAAUUUCUUACAACCAACGACUAAUGACUCAUUGUAAACGAGGCUUUAUAUUAACUUGAGCCAAUUUCAAUAAAUAGUGGCACUGUUUUGAUAUCUCGUUUCUGACUUGAGUUUGAAACAUGUUAUAUAUUGGGAAGACGCUUGGUUUGUUCGCGUCGCCAUGCCCCGACAUGAUCCUACUCACUCCAACGCAUUCUAAUAGGUUGACGUCAUCGGAAUCAACGUAUUGGAGUGCGUUGGGGUGAAUAGGAGCAUGUCGGAGCAUGUGACGCAAACAGACCCGCUAUUAACGCUAUCAAAACUGUUCACAGAGCCAAUAGCGCGAAAGCGAUAGCAAACUCCAUGAACGGCAUUAGCGUAGCGUUGGCAUUAUGUGUUAUGGUGCUUACGUUUGCGUUUAGGUAACUUAGGUUAUAUUAUAGUGCUUAUAAUCUAAAGUUACUUAAUUUCGAAAGAAAUUGAAGCGAAUAUUUGAAUCUUUUGAGGGACAUUAAUUAUUUAGGAAUAUAUCGUAGGCGCUAUAAAUAUACUGUUUAUACUAUAAAGAAGCUAUCGAUGUGCUAGUCGAGGUUGAAAACAUACAGAUAGAGGCGAUCGAUCCCGAGCUGAGGAGGCAGCUGCAUCUCACCACCGAGGACUCAAGAUUCGCCGAUUCCAUGGUAAGGCACGUGUCUGAGCCUCGGAAGGAUAUUACUCCCGUAUAUACCGCGGAGAAUCGCGUCAAGCACAAAACUCCAGCAAUCAAACAAUGGAGGCAAAUCAAAGAGAUUUGGUAACAAUAAUAACACUGCAAUGCUCUACGGGAGUUGGUAGAUAUGUCAUCAAGUGACAGCGAUGAUGAACUUGAAAUAUUGGAAAAAAUGUUAAAUAAAAAAAAAAAGUGUUCAGAGUACAAAAUUAUGUUGAAACUGUAGUGCCAUGGUUGACAAAUCAAGAUUUCAAGACUUAUUUCAGGUAUCAGUUACAUAAAUAUCUU